AUGAAUUAAUACCAAGUUUUUCCAAAAGAAUAAGAACUUUAGGAUCUCACAUAAAACAAUAAUGAAAAUACUUCUAACUAAUUUGCACCUUAUGUCAAUAUGUAGAUUUAUUCUCAAUAACAAUAAAACAAUUAAAAUUCUUAUAAUAAUAAUUAUGCAGAGUUAAAUGAAGAUUAAGAUAAAAAGUAGGAAUCUAAUUUAGAGAAUUUCAAAUAGUACAUUUCAAAUUUGCAAUCAAAUUUCUCAGAAGAAUCAGUUGGAUGUCAAUUUUUCACAAUUUGCAAUAGCAUUAUAUGUUUUGUAAUAAUAUGUGUUAUCAUUAAAUCACUUUGA
Molecule: messenger RNA, 333 nt
Organism: Paramecium pentaurelia
Lineage: Eukaryota; Ciliophora; Oligohymenophorea; Peniculida; Parameciidae
Source: the annotation of a GenBank genome assembly